AUGGAGCUAGACGGGGUUGCUAUCCCCUACACUGCCUCGGUUCGAGAGUACAACAGGGGCAAAGCGGGCUACAUAGCUAAGGCCCUGGAGCAGCCAGUGCUCUUUCCUCGGGAUAUGGAGGCCUACAGGCGGUUCUCCCAGCCCAAGCUUUUUCUGUCCCUUAAGAGGGACCUUGCGAUGAUCACCCAGCAGGUGUUUGUGGCUGAGGAGUUCUGCCGCAGCAACCACAGCUUGGCUGAAGCUGAGGUUCAAUCUCGAACUGAGGUGGAGAAGACCGUGGGGUCCCUUAAGCAAGAAAUCCUUGAACUGGCGGAGAAGUUCAAAGAGUCGAAGAAACGGCGCAAGAGCGCGGAGGCUGGCCUAAAGAGUGCUGAAACCCAAGCCAAGGAUCAGCACCAGAAAUUGUACGUAACUGAAACCAGUCUUGCUACUGAGAAGCAGAAUGUACUGGAACUUAAGGCCGCUCUGCAGAAAGCUGGGGACGAGAUACGGCGGGUUAAAGAAGAGGCUCAGCUGAUCCGAGAGGCUGCAGAGGCUGAAAAGAAAGCUUCUCAUCAGCUCGGGAUUCAAGAGACGGAGGCCAGGCUAUCCAAGGAAAUCCCCGAGGUGUGCAGGGACUACUGCAGCAUCUCAUGGGCUCACGCCCUUGAUGCUACAGGAAUUCCUGCGGAUUCGGCGCUGAGGCUGCCUGAGAACGUCUUCUAUCCUCAGGAGAUCCGAGAGAAUCCUGAUGGCGCCCAAGCAGCUUCUGAGCAGGACUUGGCGGUGCCUGAUGCCAUCCCUGUGCCCGAUAAAGUGAAGGAUCCUGCCAUGGACUCUAUCUCCGAGGCUCCUCCUCCUCAGUCAGAGCAGAAGAAGGAUCCUCCUGCUAAGGCUUAG
Molecule: messenger RNA, 879 nt
Organism: Quercus robur (English oak)
Lineage: Eukaryota; Viridiplantae; Streptophyta; Magnoliopsida; Fagales; Fagaceae
Exons: 2
Coding region: 1-879 (292 amino acids)
Source: RefSeq, a predicted model, not a curated record